Oreochromis niloticus (Nile tilapia) is the source of this 2032-nucleotide messenger RNA. RefSeq names its product E3 ubiquitin-protein ligase TRIM21-like. Gene Ontology annotation, molecular function: zinc ion binding; protein binding. NCBI's taxonomy places the organism in Eukaryota, Metazoa, Chordata, Actinopteri, Cichliformes, Cichlidae. The transcript is spliced from 3 exons. The coding region runs from base 272 to 1762 and encodes 496 amino acids. The record is from RefSeq and is a predicted model, not a curated record.
UGAGCACCUGACAGACGAGGGCUUCAGUGUCAGAGUCCAGAAGUUAAACUUCAAAUGACAGCUGCUGCUCAGCAAAUCUGUUUCUCUGGUACCUUAAACUGAGCUCAUCCAGCCUUUCUCAACAGCAGAGCAGAGCUUCUGUCCAACACUGGGUCUGAAGAGCUCACUGCCUUGUGCCUGACACACCUGCAGGGAGAGGCUGAGAUUCAACUGAGUCUAUCAGGUUUGCCCCAACAACACAGCAGAGUCUCUACAAAGAUCAAGUGCAGACAUGUCUGCUGCCAGCUGUCUUCUAUCUGAAGAUCAGUUUCUGUGCUCCAUCUGUCUGGAUGUCUUCACUGAUCCAGUCUCCACACCAUGUGGACACAACUUCUGCAAAAACUGCAUCAGUCAUCACUGGGAUAUCAGUGAGAGGUGUCAGUGUCCCAUGUGUAAUAAGUUGUUUGAGACCAGACCUGAGCUGCACAUCAACACUUUAUUUUCUGAGAUGGUUUCUCAGUUCAGACGUAAAGCUCAGCAGAAAGUCAGCCAGAAAAGACAUCAGCUGAUUGAUCCUGAGGAGAACCUGGAAGGCAGGAUGUGUAUGAAGCACAAUAAACCUCUGGAGCUGUUCUGUAAGACCGAUCAGACAUGUGUCUACGUGCUCUGCUCUGUUGUUGACCACAAGACUCAUGAGUUUGUUCCUAUGAGAGAAGAAUAUGAAGGAAAGAAGGCAGAACUGGGGAAGACUGAGGCUGAAAUUCAACAAAUGAUCCAGAAGAGACGACUGAAGAUUCAGGAGAUCAAAAAGUCAGUGAAGAUGAGUAAAGAUGCUGCAGACAGAGAGAAAGCAGAAGGUGUUCAGGUCUUCACUGCUCUGAAGGAGUCUGUUGACAGACGCCUGAAUGAGCUCAUAAAGGAGAUUGAAGACAAACAAGAAUCAACAGAGAAACAGGCUGAAGGUUUCAUCAAAGAUCUGGAACAGGAAAUCUCUGAGCUGAUGAAGAGAAGCUCUGAGGUGGAGCAGCUCUCACACGCUAAAGAUCACCUCCACCUCCUACAAAGCUUCUCCUCUCUGAAAGCUGCUCCAACCACCAAAGACUGGACAGAGGUCAGUAUCCAUCCACCAUCAUAUGAGGGGACUGUGGUGAGAGCUGUGGAUCAGCUGAAGGCAACACUCAGUAAAGACAUGAAGAAGCUGUUUGAGGCUGAGUUGAAGAGGGUCCAGCAGUAUGCAGUGGAUGUGACUCUUGAUCCUGAUACAGCACAUCCUUAUCUCAUCCUGUCUGAUGAUGGAAAACAAGUACACUGUGGUGAAGAGGAGAAUGAUCUUCCAGACAACCCAGAGAGAUUUUCUCUGUUUCUUUGUGUUUUAGGAAAGCAGAGUUUCUCUUCAGGCAGAUUUUACUUUGAGGUUCAACUUACAGAUAAGACUAAAUGGUUUUUAGGAGUGUGCAGAGAGUCAGUCAACAGAAAGGAAGAAAUCACACUGAGUCCUGAGAAAGGUUACUGGACUGUAGCAGAACUAGAUAAAAAUAUUUAUGUAGCGCUUCAGGAUUUUCCAGUCCGUCUCCUGCUUCAGUCAGACCCUGAGAAGGUGGGGGUGUUUGUGGAUUAUGAGGAGGGUCUGGUCUCCUUUCAUGAUGUAGAUGAUGCAGCUCUUAUCUACUCCUUUACUGGCUGCUCCUUCACUGAGAAACUCUACCCAUUCUUCUGUCCCUGUGAUAAUGAUGAUAGUGGUGUAAACUCAGCACCUCUGAUCAUUUGUCCUGUCAACCAAUGAGUCUCAUCUUUUUCCAUGAGGAAAUUGGAUCAAUUACAGGAUAAUCUAAUUGUUUUAACACAAAGAAAAAGUCCAAUAAACAGAACUGAGCAAACUGCACCUGCUGAAGAUUAUGAGAGUCACUCAGAAGCUGCAGUUGAACUUUAGUUGAUUUCUUUCUUUCUUCUUCUUUAUUAAUCUGUUUACAAGUUGAAGAAAAUCAUCCAUUUGCAGGAGUCCAGUGUGAGUAAAUAAAAACUCUUCUUUUCUUCGAAUGUUUAAAGGCACGGA